This is a messenger RNA of Diaporthe batatas, 2820 nucleotides long. RefSeq lists its product as uncharacterized. Gene Ontology annotation, molecular function: protein binding; ubiquitin ligase activator activity; anaphase-promoting complex binding. Gene Ontology annotation, biological process: positive regulation of anaphase-promoting complex-dependent catabolic process; anaphase-promoting complex-dependent catabolic process; positive regulation of ubiquitin protein ligase activity. NCBI's taxonomy places the organism in Eukaryota, Fungi, Ascomycota, Sordariomycetes, Diaporthales, Diaporthaceae. The transcript has 3 exons. The record is from RefSeq and is a predicted model, not a curated record. Gene Ontology annotation, cellular component: anaphase-promoting complex. The coding region runs from base 622 to 2442 and encodes 606 amino acids.
GAGUGGGAGCGUACCCGCCUCAUCCACACGGCAACGACCUCCAUUCAUCCUUCCAUACUUGCCUAUUCUCAACCUCACACUUGCGUCCGCCGUCACCGCCCACCACGGCCACGAGCCCACUCGCUCGCAAUAGCCACCGUCCCGUCCAUCAACAGGCCCAUAACAAUAGGAACAGCUCUCAUUAUCGACUUUCUCCAUUUUGGCUUGCGCGACCGCAUUGUUAUCCUGCUUUGCCCAUUCAUUCGAGUCGAUGUUGCCAUUCAGCGACAUGCCGUGAUCCCCACCGCACCUCACAAUAGUUGGCAGCCACACAGUCACCGACCGGCUCUUUCUACUCGAGACCACCGAUCCACCCGUUCGUCUAUUUAAAUCCCUGGCCGACACAAGCUCGCAAAGCAUCUCCCACCACGACGCUCACUCGCAACUCACACCCUCUUUCUCGACAACGCUACCCGAGCACAGGCAGGCGCGACACCACUCUGCCCACGAGAAUCUUCGCCAUCGAGCCCAGUGCACAAGUGCCCCUGCGAGAACUGGGCGUCGGCCCGUCCAGGUUGCCCGAGAGGCUGCCAAUCACCCCGAAUCGCAGUUCCAGCGAUCCCACAUCCUCCGUCUGCCAUCAUGACCCUCGAUCCAGACAGGUUAGGUGGCAUCGACCUGCCUACGUCCAAAAGGGGUUGCUCGGCAACCAACAGCACCAUUCACACUCCUGGCAGGAUCGCAACACCACCGCCGCCAGCAGACCGCGCCCGCCUGGAAGUCAAGCACAACAUCGAUCUCGGGGUCUCAAGACAUUCUAGGUCAAAUCCGAAGGAAACCGAUGUCGUGCGAGGAGGUUCAUUGGAUGUAGAGGCAGUGGAUAUCGAGUUGCGUCGGCAGGCAAGCCGGUCGCAAAGGGAAUCAACACCAGGGGGAAGUCCUUCCAGGAAACGGCAGAGGAUAAAUGGUGAUAGAUUUAUUCCGACUCGAACAGGCCAAGACCUGCAGGCUAGUUACAGCCUCCAUGAGCCUGGCACGCCCACGGCGGCAAGGUCCAAGAGGCCUUCCCAUGGCGAGUUGAAUUUUCAGAAGACGGAGCAAGCAAACCGGACAUACAACUCUCUACUCCGAGCAGAGCUCUUUGAAGGCUCAAUACCACACGCCACGCCCCCCAUAAUGUCUCCUGACCCUUCUUUGCCAACAUCGGCGCGUAAUGCCACUUCGUAUGAUGGAACGAGAUCGCACACACCCCCGGCGGCUCCAGCUCCGUCCCUGCCACAAACUAUGACCCCAUCUACGCCCCAUAAAAAUCUGUUCACCUACAUGUCACCACGCAACUACAGCGGCGUUCCCGGCCACAUGACACCCUCGAGAACGCCGCAAAGUCGGCAUGGCCCCAAUAUGGAUACCAGGGCCGAAAUUUACAGCUUGUCGCCCGUUAGGUUCGGGAGUCAGCAGAUGUUGUUGAGUCCAAGACGGCAGCCCCGGGCUGUGAGUAAGGUCCCAUAUAAGGUCCUGGACGCACCGGAACUGGCAGAUGACUUCUACCUUAACCUGGUCGACUGGGGCUCGGCAAACGUCCUGGGCGUCGGUUUGGGAUCGAGUGUUUACAUGUGGAAUGCCCAGACGAGUCGCGUGAACAAGCUCUGCACCCUCGAGGAUGACACUGUCACAAGCGUGUCCUGGAUCCAAAAAGGAACGCACAUUGCAAUCGGCACCCACAAGGGGUUGGUGCAGAUCUGGGAUGCCGAGAAGACACGGCGUUUGAGAACCAUGACUGGCCAUACUGGUAGGGUCGGUUCACUGGCAUGGAACUCGCACAUCCUAACGUCAGGAUCCCGAGACCGGAUGAUCUACCACCGCGACGUCAGGAGGCCAGACCAGUGGGUCCGGAAGCUCGUCGGCCAUAAGCAGGAGGUGUGCGGUCUGAAAUGGAACCCGGACGAUGGGCAGCUCGCGUCAGGCGGUAACGAUAACAAGCUUAUGGUCUGGGAGGGCCUCAGCGAGACGCCGCUGUUCAAGUUUUCAGACCACACGGCCGCGGUCAAGGCGAUAGCCUGGUCGCCGCACCAGAGGGGCCUGCUCGCGUCGGGCGGCGGCACGGCGGACAGGCGGAUAAUAUUCCACGACACGCUCAAGGGCAGCGUGAUCAACGAGGUGGACACGGGCAGCCAGGUGUGCAACAUCGCGUGGUCCAAGAACUCGAACGAGAUCGUCUCGACGCACGGCUACAGCCAGAACCAGAUCGUGGUGUGGAAGUACCCGUCAAUGACUCAGGUGGUCAGCCUCACGGGCCACACGUACCGGGUGCUGUACCUGGCCAUGAGCCCGGACGGGCGCACGGUCGUCACGGGCGCGGGCGACGAGACCCUGCGGUUCUGGAACGUCUUUGGGAGGAAGCCCGGGGCCAAGGAGGACAGCGACGGGGCGGGGCGCCUUUCGGACUGGGGCAUAAUCCGCUGAUUAUUGAGAAGAGGAGAGGAAAGGAAGCGAAGGGAAAGCACAUGCCUAUCUGGAGGCAGACAGGCUUUUUUUUUAUCUCUAUCUCCUCCUCUAGGCGUUCUUUUUCUUGGGCGUGGGACGUACAUGACUGACUGACUGACUGACACCCCAUCUUACGUGUAUAAAUGAGACCAUCGUCAUCUUAAGAAGCAAGCAAGCAAGCAAGGCGUUGUCUUUUUUUUUAUCCUCCACCCCAGAGUCUUGUUGUCGUGGCCGGCGCAUGUAACCUCUCCAAGGAGAUGGGAUGGGAGGAAGGAAGGGACACGGAUGGCGUUAUUCUUUUUUGGCGGCAUUGAUAACGAGAGAGAGAGAGAGAGAGAGAGAGAGAGAGAGAGAGAG